ACCUUUCAAACAAAAAUCCCUAAAUUCUAAAAAGUUUUCAUUAUGUCGCUGCGCCAAUGUACUGCUAGUCUGAUGAGGCAGAUCAAUAAUCCGUUUGUGCGAUCCAAUCUAAUAAACAGAAUGGGAUUGCCAGCUACAUCAUUCGCAUCUCUGCAUGCACGAAUGUUCAGUGAUGACAAAGAAAUUAAAAAGUGUAUGGAAAAAGCAGCUCAAAAGAAGAAGUGCAAAGAAGAGGCUCUAAAGAAAAAGUGCAAAGAGGCGGCGCAAAAGAAAAAAUGUGCGGAAGAAGCGCAAAAGAAAAAAUGUGCUGAAGAAGCGCAAAAGAAAAAGUGUCAGGAAGAGGCUCUAAAGAAAAAGUGCAAGGAAGAGGCUUUAAAGAAAAAGUGCGCCGAAGCGGCUCAAAAGAAAAAGUGCGCCGAAGCGGCUCAAAAGAAAAAGUGCGAAGAAGCGGCUAAAAAGAACAAGUGCGGAGGAGCGUCUAAUAAGAAAAAAUGAGGCGAUGAAGAAGAGCAAAAGCAAACGUGAAUGGAAGAGCAAAAAAAUAUAUAAAACUGAAAGUGAAGAAAAAUUACAAGGAAAGGACACAAAAGAAGAAAAGCAAAAAACAGUAAAAUAAGCGGGUAGAAAAAAAGUGCGAAGGAGCAGCUCAAAAGAAAGGGUGCAAAGAAACGGCUCAAAAUAAAAUUCGAUGAAGAGGUUCGAAAGAGAAAGUGGAAGAGAGGUUCUAAAGAGAAGCGACUCAAAAGAAAAUAUGCGAUGAGGUGGCUCAGAAGAAAGGGUGCAAGGAAGAAGGGAAACUGUAUCACAUACAAAUUAAAGAAUUAAAAUUGGGAAAAUCACAAGUACAACUUUCUGAAACAAAUUUUUUUUAAUAAUAAUAAUAGUAAUAAAUAACUAUAUAAUUAAAGCUA
Molecule: messenger RNA, 911 nt
Organism: Scaptodrosophila lebanonensis
Lineage: Eukaryota; Metazoa; Arthropoda; Insecta; Diptera; Drosophilidae
Product: axoneme-associated protein mst101(1)-like
Exons: 2
Coding region: 43-495 (150 amino acids)
Source: RefSeq, a predicted model, not a curated record